Alnus glutinosa is the source of this 1380-nucleotide messenger RNA. RefSeq names its product superoxide dismutase [Fe] 3, chloroplastic. Gene Ontology annotation, cellular component: chloroplast nucleoid. The coding region runs from base 116 to 916 and encodes 266 amino acids. NCBI's taxonomy places the organism in Eukaryota, Viridiplantae, Streptophyta, Magnoliopsida, Fagales, Betulaceae. Gene Ontology annotation, biological process: superoxide metabolic process. The transcript has 8 exons. The record is from RefSeq and is a predicted model, not a curated record. Gene Ontology annotation, molecular function: metal ion binding; superoxide dismutase activity.
UUAUCUCCUCCUCCGUCUUCUUACUCAUAUUUAUAGCGGGAAAGCACACUUUGCAGAACUAGAAACCACUGUUCUGAAGACAUGCUUGUUUAGUUGCAAGAGGAAUAAAGCAGAAAUGGGAUCCUGUUGUUAUGGUGCUUUCUCUGCAAGUUCUCAUCUUUCAGUGACCGACUUCUCACGGGGGUUCAAGAGCCCCAAGCUUCCUUGUCUGUCUAAGCGGCAAGAAAGAUGGUUUGCUCGGCCUCAAGGAGCUCCAAAAAUUUCUGCUUACUACGGCUUGAGGACACCUCCUUAUAAACUUGAUGCUUUAGAACCGCACAUGAGUCGGAGGACACUGGAGACGCAUUGGGGAGGUCACCAUCGAAAUUAUGUAGAAGGAUUGAACAAACAGUUGGAAAAGAACCAAUUAUUGUAUGGCUGCACGUUGGAUGAGCUUGUCAAAGUAACAUAUAAUAAUGGAAACCCCUCACCCGAAUUCAACAAUGCUGCCCAGGUUUGGAAUCAUGACUUCUUUUGGGAAAGCAUGCAACCUGGAGGAGGGAGCAUGCCCAUACUAGGUGUCCUUCAGCAGAUCGAAAAGGACUUUGGUUCAUUUACAAAUUUCAGGGAGAAGUUUGUAGAAGCAGCGCUCACACUGUUUGGCUCUGGCUGGGUUUGGCUUGUUUUGAAGAGAGAAGAGAGACGACUUGCAGUAAUCAAAACGUCAAAUGCCAUUUGCCCACUAGUAUGGGAUGACAUACCAAUCAUCAGUUUAGAUAUGUGGGAGCAUGCUUAUUAUCUGGAUUACAAGAACGAUAAAGGGAAGUACGUGAAUGUUUUUAUGAACCACCUUGUAUCUUGGAAUGUGGCAAUGGCACGCAUGGCCCGUGCUGAGGCCUUUGUGAAUUUAGGCGAACCUAAAAUUCCUAUUGCUUGAGAUGUUGUUCGACCAAGAAUCUGCAGCUGAAUGACCCUUCCAAGUCACUUCAGGUUAGAGUUGGGAGUUCCAUGGUGGCAGGGGUAUUCUCUCCAUGUUUUGGUAAAGAAAGGUCUAAUGAUUUUUUUUUGUGAAACCGCUUCUAUAACACCAAUGACUGGUUGACCAGAAGAAAUUUUUGGAGUGUUCCAAAAGUCGUAAUGUUCCAUGGCGGCAGAGCUAGUUUGGUCAUGCUUUGCUACAAUGUUGUAAUGUUUUCUAUGAUGUUUGUGUAACACCAUUGAGUGGGUUGCCUAGAUGAUAUCUCCCAUUGUAAGAGAUGCCCAUGCUGUUUUUUGGCAGAGAAUGUACACUAGUAGUAGGUAUUUUGCCAUGUACUGAUUUUCUCAUGUGUGCCCAAAAAUAAGCGAAAUGAAGAAGUACAUUUUUGCUCUAGAUAACUAAUUUGUACUUAAUUAUUAUGC